Molecule: messenger RNA, 1717 nt
Organism: Pseudo-nitzschia multistriata
Lineage: Eukaryota; Bacillariophyta; Bacillariophyceae; Bacillariales; Bacillariaceae
Source: the annotation of a GenBank genome assembly
CGAAAACGGGUUACAAAAAAUCGAUUGCAACGAGAUUGUAACAGAGAUCACACAAACAGUAAUUUGUUAAUCGUCGUCGCAGAUAUUGAAGAUGGUAUAAAGGAGCAGACUCUCCCUGAAAUUGUCGAGAGUCAUCGGCAAGUCACGGGRUUUUUAUCGCGUCGUAUCUUCGGCGAAUGAUGGAUACCAAGUCGAAGAGAGAAAUUUCGUAUCCUCUGUGUUUGUCCUUACGAGUUCAUUCGUCCGUUUUACUACCCGAGCUUGAAGGAGAAACAAGCAAUGGCAGAAAGAUCAGCGAGGACGAUGUAAUUUUUGUUCCAAAUGAAAUCGCUCUUGGAGUAGCAGCAGAAAAAGGCGGCAACCAUGUCGUUGAGUUCGAUGGGAAGGAAAGCGCUGURCAAGAUGGUUGCGUUUGCACGAGGGAAGAACAUACUUCUGUUAGUCAUGUCUUUCAAAUUGGCGAAGGCAGAAUGAAGGAACAAACCAUUCAAGCCAAGAGGCCCAACGAUCCUUUCGAAUAUGUAACUGCUAUUACCAGUMUGCAAAGAAUAGUUGUACAACCGUCUGCUGACGCAAUCAAGGAAUUAGGGAGAAGGGCUCGUGCUCGAACGGAACAAGAGCGACAGAAUCGCAAAGGAAUCAAGGUAAUUGAUGAGUCCACCUUGAUAUUACAACAGCAGAAAGAAGGGACGAAAUCGGGAUUUUCAAACAUUGCCUCUUUAAACGUUGUUAAUGGAAAAAAGAGGCAGCACCAACAAAAACAACGCAACAGCUAUUCGCAAAAACGGAACAACGCGGUAAAAAAGCCGCGGAGGAUGACUCAGUUAUUGUGGACACCAGAUCUAUCUCAAAUCAGUAUMCCGGAAAAGAUCGACCAGUCUGCGUACGUUCUAGUCCACGGGCUACCGUAUGGAUGUACUUUGGAAGUCGUGAGAAAGUUUUUCACCGGCCUUGUUCCAGAACAAAUCUUGUUGCUCCUGACCAAUCAAACAGAUAUCUGGGAAUUGGAUGCAUCCUCCUACGAUACCUUAGCGUUGUACAAUCUCCAGGAUGAUAUUUACACAAACGAGGACGUUCGGGUAUUGGUCAAAUUUGACUCCGCYUCGGCAGCAGGUUUGGCGGUAGAUCGGUCUGGGGAGACGAUCUUCUCAAAACAUCUCCUUACCAGUGAAAGAAGCAGCCACAGUGUUGAUCUUCCGGAUGAGUUUUCGAUCGGGGUUACCCAAAUCUCGAAAAAAAAUUCUUCUUUUCUGUCGAGAUUGUCCAUCGAUGCUACUCCCGGUGUCCCGUUUCAUGAUUGUCUAUACCGCGUAGAAUCGAAGCUGGACCCGAUGGUAAUAGGUAUUCUGUGGUCAAGCACCCGAAAAGCAUGCCACUUUAGCGUAGAUUGCGAAAUAAAGAGGUUCCGUGUCUUGUUMGAGGAGGACACCUACCAAGAAGACCGCGCUACGAACAGGUUGCUUUCUUUUUCUGGCUACCAGAAGCAUGCUAAACACUACAAUCGUUUGCUUCGAAUACAGGAAGACCUAAUGCAAAACAUMCCGAUUGACUGUUCAGAGGAAGCGACAACUUCCACGGAUCCAGUAGUUCGGUUGACAGCCCAUGCCUGUAGUGUUCUAGAGGAUGAGAUGGACCGUGUAGAUAUCUUAUUGUAUCAAUACCGUGCGUCGAGAUUUUUGUGACUAAAAAGGUCUUAAAAUAAAAACUUUGUUGAAAA